CAGCCUCGACCACCCAGGGAGCCAGGUACUCGGAUGUACUUUAACCUGAACAAAAAUGGAUAGAUGACGGCUGCCCCCAAGUUCUCUCUCUGAUGGUCAUAAAUACGAAGUGCGAAGCUUUCGAAAGUAAGCUACGGAUUUAAUCUUCACAUUCUUCUUUCUCAUCUUCUCCUUUCUUUUCGUUGAAUUUGAUGUGAAAUUGUGACUGAGAUUUCGGUUGAUCUGGACUAUUAUAAGAAGGAUCUCUUUCCUUUUUCUUUCUUGACCUUUCUUCUGAUUGUCUUAUUACCUCGUUGUACGUGUAUGUGAAACUAGGUAUUAACAUCACCGUCAUCACCAUACUUGUCCCAAUUCACUGCCCCGCAUUCUCCGAGCGCCAGGUUUUCGAACUUUCAAUACAUCAACGUCGUUUCACCAACAGGAUUGACCAUAUCCGAGGCCCUCCGGUUUGACCACCUCUUGAGAUUUAUCUUGGACGUUAAACUGUCUUGGACAGAAUUGAAUGUCCACGAACUUUAUAAAACUCUUUUUUUCAGAUACAGAACCCAUGAUCCCCUGGCCAGAAUAACAGUCACUUAAGGUCGCGAGACCUUCACACAUCACAUACGAAAACAAACCCGCAAAUUAUACACCCCCGCACAAACACAUACAGUAGAACAGCCAAAAUGAGCAGGUGGUUCAGAUCCGCCGUAAAGGCAGCACCUACAAUGGUUGGGGAAGACGAGGAACAGCAUCUAAGGGAUGUCGAGGCUGCGAUGUUGAAAUUGUUGAACGAUGACAUCGAUGAAGCAGACAAAUUAUUGAAGAAAAACGAUUCUUCAUACCAUCAUUUAGGAAGAGGAAUAUCCGGAUUCUUAUCUGCGAUGAUGGGGGUAGAGAAGGAUUUACUCAAGGAAGCUGCGGUAAUCUUACUAGAAGCCGAGAAUAAAAGUUGGGAGGAUAUGAAGAAAGCUCAAAAGGAAUCCACGGCUUUCCAAUCAAACAUAUAUCCACAGGGUACAGAGUAUCUGUUGUGCUAUUCUGUGGCUCAAUUGACGAGUGCGAUCACUGCCGUUCUCAGCGGAAGUAUCACAGAAGCAGUCAAGGGCUUUUACAAAUUGAGAAAGGCAUAUCUUACAUUGGACGGAAUACUGGAGAUAGAAAACAAAUACUUGGAGAAGAUGGCGAGUUCCAAUUCGAGCACGACUUCACUCACUUCUAGACCUCCGAGCCGAAGGAGUACUUUGCCAGCAGUUACAGUGGAUGAUAUUGCACAUCAAACGGCAAAUCUCUCUGUAGGAGACCUCGAUGAGGAGAUGGACGAAAACAAUGCUUCAUUUCCGGACGUCUCAAGACCACCUUCACCUCCCUCGGUUACGAACCCCUAUGAUAUCGACCCGGCGCUUGCUGAAAAAGUGUUCACCAACCGAACAGAUAUUUUCAUUCAUUCUGGAGUUCGAUUGUGUUGCGGCCUUUUACUUCUUGUUUUCUCCAUGAUUGAAAAUCCAAUUUUCAACAAAAUAUUGUACAUUGUCGGAUUCAAAGGGGAUCGAGAACGUGGAACCAGACUCCUAUGGCAAGCGACAAGAUACCAAAAUUUUAAUAGUGCCAUUGCUGCUCUUGCUUUACUUGGAUAUUAUAAUGGACUGGUUGGAUUCUGUGAUAUUUUACCCACCGAUGCAGGAGCUGACGAAAACCUUACGGGAUAUCCAAAAAAGAAAUGCCAGGCGCUUCUAGCUGAAAUGAAAACUCGACACCCUGAUUCUAGGUUGUGGAAACUAGAGGAAGCUCGCAUGUUAUCUUAUAAGCAAGAUUUGAAAGGUGCCCUUGAAAUUCUGGAGGAGAACUCUAAGAGUAAGAUGAAACAAAUUGCUAUGAUCAAUACAUUUGAGAUGGCUCUUACUACCUUGUUCUUCCACGAAUAUCAAAAGUCGGCGACGGCAUGGAUCAACUGCAGCGAGCAGAGUGCUUGGAGUCCAACGUUAUACCACUACAUGGCUGGUGCUUCAUACGUCGAACUUUAUCGCAAUACUCGAGUCAGCGAUCCUACGGCAGCUAAGAUCCACAAGAAAAAAGCUACCGAAUUUCUUCUGAAAGCUCCACCUCUAGCAGGCAAACAAAAAGUAAUGGCUAAGCAACUCCCUUUCGAUAUCUACAUAGUAAGCAAAGUGGGUAAAUGGGAACAAAGAGCCAAAACAUGGAAUGUAGAUCUUGUAGAUGCAAUCGGACCCAGUCCUUUUGUUGAAAUGAUAUACUUCUGGAAUGGAGUUAAGAAAAGUGGAAAUGUGGAGUUGCAGAAAUGCUUAGAUCUUCUCGAAGAGGGUAGAAUGACGUGUCCGGAGAAAUGUAAUGAGGAUGAGGAUGAUAAGGCUAUCCAUCUUUUGCUACGUGGAUGUGUGAUGAGAAAUAUGGGGAGGUAUGAGGAAGCGAGAAAGAUCUUGACAGGGGAAAUUGUGGAUUCUGAAAGACAUGCACGUGGCGCUCUCAGAGAUGACUGGACUCUUCCUUCCGCCUACUACGAAUUAGCAUGUUGCUCCUGGCACGAAAAAGAUUUGUCCCCAGCGGGAGAUACAGUUUCGGAAGGGAAGGUUUCCGAUGGUAAAUUAAUAGAGUAUCGGAGGGAAAAAGUACUCGAUUGUGAAGAGAAACUACUCAAGUUGCAUAGUUGGCCACAGAUUUAUGUUUUUGAGGCGAGAAUGAGCUUUAAGAUUAGUACUAGUUUGCUUACAGUCAGACGAGAGAGGGGUUUGAUUGGUCUUUAGAGGAGAAACAGGAGAUCGGGGGAUGGGAUGGGCGAUAGAGAUAGAUAGUUGAAAAUACGGGGGGUCAAAAGACGUUGGAUGUAGAAAGAAAGGACAUUCGUCCGUUCCCGUUGGCAUUUAUAGAUAGAUGGGUUGGUUUUGGUAUUGGAGUUUUGGUUAGCGAGGUGGACGAUUGCUGGGACUGGAUAAUGGAAACACGAAUGAUAUCGUUGUGAUAUGAGAACGAAGAAUCAGUUCUGAACGGGUUUUAGGAAGAAGAAUGGAAUUGAAGAAAUGAGUAAAGAUAGAUGUUCGUAAGAUUAGAUAAAUUGAGAAGAGAUGAAAUGAAAUGAGAAAUUUUGAUAAGUAUACCAUUUGUUACAAUAUCUCUAUUGUCGAACGAGAUAAACAGAUUCACUGGGAAAGGGGAGAC
Botrytis deweyae is the source of this 3153-nucleotide messenger RNA. RefSeq lists its product as uncharacterized. NCBI's taxonomy places the organism in Eukaryota, Fungi, Ascomycota, Leotiomycetes, Helotiales, Sclerotiniaceae. The transcript is spliced from 3 exons. The coding region runs from base 666 to 2741 and encodes 691 amino acids. The record is from RefSeq and is a predicted model, not a curated record. Gene Ontology annotation, cellular component: cytosol; nucleus; mitochondrial outer membrane.